Adelges cooleyi (spruce gall adelgid) is the source of this 949-nucleotide messenger RNA. RefSeq lists its product as uncharacterized. Bases 139 to 825 code for a protein of 228 amino acids. NCBI's taxonomy places the organism in Eukaryota, Metazoa, Arthropoda, Insecta, Hemiptera, Adelgidae. The record is from RefSeq and is a predicted model, not a curated record. The transcript is spliced from 11 exons.
GCGAAUCGGUCAGUCUGCAGAAGAGCGCGGUACGAGCAACAUCGAACCACAACCCUGAAGACGGAACGUGCAAGUGUUCCGAAACGUUGGAGAACUAGUCAAGACAUCCAAGUGGGAAUAACCUCAAGUCAUGUAAAAAUGAAACUCUUACGUUUGCUAAUAUCAUUUGGCUUAAUAAGUGUUUCGGUAGCUGAUGAUCGAAAGGAAUAUUAUAGCGUAGUCAUAAAUACAAGCAUGCAAAUUAUAUUAGCAAAAGAACAAAUGGACAAAGUCAUGUUGGCGUUUGCUAAAAGAGAAUAUCCAAUUGAUGAUUUUUAUUAUAUGUUUAUUUUCAUACCGGAUUGGCGACCCUAUAGCCCACCAAUAAAGCAGGAAGUUCAGCUUAAAGCGCAAAAAUUAAUUGAGGAUGCGACUGCUAUCAAAGCACCUGAGGCAGCCGAAGUCUUGUAUGGUCCAAACUUUAAGUUGUCAGAUUAUGAAGCUAUAAGAAAAAGAUUGGUAACAAGAGAACUUAUAAGAGAAUUAAUCAAAACUGAAAUGGAUAAAAAUCGAAGAUCAGCACGACCAAUAAAAUAUUUCAUGGAUCUUCCAUAUACGUGCCGAUUAAUAGCAAUGUUCAAAACUAUUGCAAACCCAGAUGCAUGUAUAGUAGAAGCCAAUGUUAUUAUUGUCGACACCGCUCAUAUUUGUCAUCUAAAAGAUUUAAAAGGAAAUCUCAUCAGAUACAGAACCAUAGGAGGCAUUAUUUGGAGAGAUAAACCUGAUAAGAAUGAAACAGAUGUGACACUAGCUUCUGAGUUAGAUGAUUUUGAACAGAAGUUAUAAGAAUACAUUAUUUUACAUCACUAUUGGUAUUACAUUUAAAUAUUUUUUGUACACUGCACUAAUAUUCACGUUGUCGAUAAAUGUAAUGUAUUCAAUAAUAAAGAGUUUCAAUCACUACUAUAAA